Alosa alosa (allis shad) is the source of this 2784-nucleotide messenger RNA. RefSeq names its product solute carrier family 5 member 5 (gene slc5a5). The record is from RefSeq and is a predicted model, not a curated record. The transcript is spliced from 16 exons. NCBI's taxonomy places the organism in Eukaryota, Metazoa, Chordata, Actinopteri, Clupeiformes, Clupeidae. Gene Ontology annotation, cellular component: membrane. The coding region runs from base 558 to 2357 and encodes 599 amino acids. Gene Ontology annotation, biological process: sodium ion transport; iodide transmembrane transport. Gene Ontology annotation, molecular function: symporter activity.
GAUAAAAUGAUAUCUCUUUUCAGUGGAAAUGCUGAUCAAACAAUUUUUUUUCUUGCAGCCAAGUACCAAUAAGCGUCAAGUGCCUUGUAGACUGAACCAAGCAGAAAGUUUUGCUUACUCUUGGACAUCCUUGUAGAGGUCCAACAGUAAGCAAGAGAGGAGAGAGGAGGUGGAGCUUGUUUACUCUAUGCUUGCAGCUGAUUUGAUUCUUUAAGGGCCACUAACACCUGGAGGAGCACUUGUCUCAUUCCCUCUUCACUUUUUCUUGGUUUCAUCUGGUCUCUCCUACUCUCACUGCUCUCCCUUUGUCUUAUAGUUUCCAAUGCAUUUCAAACCAAUUUCUCUGUUUGGUUCUUUAAUACUUCUAUGGCAGUGGGCCCUAAGUAAGUAACAAUUAACUAUUUUGCCACAAGUGGAUUUGGACUUCAGGGGACAGCUUGAAUAACUCACAGCUCCUUGCGGUACACGAGACUGGUGUGAGGAGCCAACAUCUCCCUGACAAGGCAUAAGCUGAGACUGAAGGGCUGAUAUAUACAAAGGCUCUUUCAAAGAGGCUUAUGAUGGAAAGUUCAGUUGGCAGUGACACGAAGAGGCCUGGCUUCUCCAUUGGCGAUUAUGCCGUUUUUACUGCCAUGCUUGCAGUCUCAAUGAGUGUUGGGCUCUACCAAGCCCUGAAGAAGGCCCCCCGUCAGACCAACAUGGAUGACUUCUUCACAGGUGGAAGGAGCAUGAGCGCUGUGCCGGUUGGACUCUCACUGUGUGCUAGCUUCAUGUCAGCUGUCCAAGUGUUAGGUGUACCAUCUGAGGCCUACCGGUAUGGACUGAAGUUCCUCUACAUGUGCGUCGGGCAAAGCAUCAACUCCAUCAUCACAGCCCUCUUCUUUGUCCCUGUCCUCUACCGCCUCAAGAUCACAAGCACCAAUCAGUAUCUCCGAAAGAGAUUUGGCAGGGGCAUGCAGCUGCUGGGGUGUGUGCAGUUUCUUAUUGCAACACUGCUCUACACAGGAGUUGUUAUCUACGCACCUGCCCUUAUUUUGAAUCAAGCCACUGGGUUAAACAUGUGGGCUUCCCUGUUUUCUACUGGACUCGUCUGCACUGUCUACACCACCAUAGGUGGGAUGAAGGCAGUUAUCUGGACAGAUGUGUUCCAAAUUGUGGUCAUGUUGUCUGGUUUCAUAGCCAUCUUCAUCCAGGGGACUAUUCUUGUGGGAGGACCUGCUAAAGUGUUUGAGAUUGCCAACAACGGCUCACGGUUCAACUUUAAUGAUUUUGAUGUAGACCCAAGGAAGCGCUAUACCUUCUGGAGUUUCAUAGUGGGGGGCACGCUUGUGUGGCUCUCCAUGUAUGCAGUGAACCAAGCACAAGUGCAGCGCUAUAUCUCAUGCAAAAGUGAACGGGAAGCACAAUGGGCCUUGUUAGUCAACCAGCUGGGCCUGUGGUUGGUGGUGGGUAGUGCUGCCCUUUGUGGAAUUGCCAUGUUUGCUCUCUAUUCAACCUGUGACCCUCUGGAAGCUGGUCACAUAUCUACACCUGAUCAGUAUGUGCCUUAUUUAGUCCUGGAUAUUUUUAGAGACCAUCCUGGCUUCCCUGGCCUCUUCUUAGCAUGUGCAUACAGUGGGACACUCAGUACUGUCUCAACCAGCAUCAAUGCCAUGGCUGCCGUGACUAUGGAGGACUUGCUGAAGACACAUUUGACCAACACAUCAGAGAGAGGACUUGUUUUGAUCUCCAAGGCAUUGUCUCUAUUCUAUGGCCUUGCCUGCAUCACUGUUGCUGCACUCUCUUCCCUAUUUGAAUGGGGAGUUCUUCAGGGGUCUUUUACCGUUAUGGGGGUGGUCAGUGGUCCCCUACUGGGUACAUUUAUACUGGGAAUAUUUGUACCAGCAACAAAUAAGACAGGAGUAUUUUCUGGUGUAGCGGUGGGAUUCUGCAUUUCUGUGUGGCUUGCAAUUGGAUCUACUCUUUAUCCCCCUACGCCACAAAUGAUGGGAGUUCUGCCUGCCUCCGCAGAACACUGUUUGUCCAUUAUUAAUACAACGGACAAUAACAGGACAGGAGGCAUUCACUACACCAGGCCACCCCUCUACUCUGAACCUUAUGGUUCUGGAGGUGUGCACGACUUCUAUUCAAUGUCCUACCUAUAUUUUGGGGCCUUAGCAACAACUAUUGUUGUAUCGGUUGGAGUUGCGGUUAGCUACGCAACAGGGCCAACCAAAAGAAGUUCCAUCAGUCCAGGGUUACUCUUUUGGGAUCUAGAGAAUAAGACCAUUGAGGCCAAACUGAUGGUUCAGACUCCUCAGAGUACUAACCUCAGACCUGUUGAUGGCCUGAAGGUUGAUGAAGAGGCGUUCCUUUGAAUGCGUUUCCUUUUUUUAAGUGUGGCAACGAGCUUCCAUAAACAUUUCAUGCAGCAAGAGGACAUACUUUUAUUGAACGGUCCCAAUAAUCUUGACUAAAUUUUGUGGGUUAAAUUACUAGAAAGCUCCCGCACACUGUUUUUAUUUGCAAUUGUAACUUUUCAUCAACGUUUCGGUCAGAUGACCAUCAUCUGACCGAAACGUUCUUUUCUGCUUAUUUUGAUACUGGUGACCCUGUGGUCCUCCUUGUCCAACGCACCCGUCCCAAGGAGGUGUGCAAAAGUACUCAACAUUUUCAUUGGGUUAAAUUACUAAAUGUUGUUACUUUUGUAUGUAGGCUGCAUUUCAUGCAGUCAUUGUGCAUACUUUAUUUGUGACAUGAAUGUCUAUUUUUGUGAGAACAAAAAAUAUACUAUCUUUCACUGCA